AUGCGGACGUCCGCUCCAUUAGGUGGAACUUCAGUUCUGCUAACUAACGAAGAGAAUGUUACGUUGCACUCAUUGUUUGGAGCUGGGUGUGAGUCGUUAGCUUCUGCUGUGGUACGAUAUUUCAAAGGUGAAAAUGAGUCCAACUGGGUGCUUAAAGGGUGUGGUGUUGCUUGUUGUAUCAAGGAUAGAAAUUAUAAAGACUACUUCAUCAGAAUAUAUGACGUAAUUAGGAAGAUUCUUCUCUUAGAACAAAGGCUUUUUUUGGAAAUGAAUUAUACUGAAGAGCUAAAACACUUCCACAUAUUGCAAUCAGAUAAUGGACCAAUUGGACUUGCUUUUGCAUCACUUGAGGAAGCUAAAUAUUUCGCAAAUGUGAUGAAUAGUCGUUUAAGGUCUAUACGUGCGGCCGGUGCGGAAAGGCCUCCAUCGACUCUUCAUAACACUGGUUCUCAGCCAAUUAUACAAGCUGGUAUCUUUAGUUUAAAUCAAGCGAAAAUAUCUGACCAAGGAAUCAUGCUUAAAAGAGGCAGGACUCAGUCUAAAGGAAAGAAGCAGAAGCUUACUUCAAAGGAUAUCAGUAAUCCAUCAAACUUUCGUCAUAUUGAACAUGUUGGUUAUGACAGAGAGGCUAAAACCUUUGACAUAUCCUCCCAAGAAAGUGCAAUCAUGCGUAAUAUACUACGUGCUAUUGGCCGUGAGGAUGCCAUGAAUAUACCAAGUGAACGAAAAUUCGUUUACAAUUUUGCACGUGAACAUGGUGGUUUAGAAGAAAUACAACGGCAGAUAAACAGUUCCCAGAGUGAUGGUCGUAAUGCACCAAGUGCUCCUCCUCCUCCGAGACCACCUCCUCCCCCACCACCUUCCGGGCCUCGCCGACCACACCCAGGACCUGCUGUUCCUGGACCACCGUCAAACAUACACCAUCCACCACCUCCUCCUGUGCCUCUAGUUGCCCCGAAACCAGUCGCACCACCACCACCUACUUUACCUGCACCUCCUCUCUUUGAAAUUCCUGCCCCGCCACCACCUCCCCUGCUUUUCCUAGUUCUAUACCUGCUCCUCCUCCUCCUCCUCCACCCCUACCAUCGUCUGAACCUGAUGGUUCUGGAAAAGAAAAUACAUCAAGUACAGUUGCUCCGAAGCCUGCAGCAGGUUUGA
Messenger RNA from Heterobilharzia americana, 1158 nucleotides. The record is from the annotation of a GenBank genome assembly. Lineage: Eukaryota; Metazoa; Platyhelminthes; Trematoda; Strigeidida; Schistosomatidae.